Molecule: messenger RNA, 2783 nt
Organism: Anoplophora glabripennis (Asian longhorned beetle)
Lineage: Eukaryota; Metazoa; Arthropoda; Insecta; Coleoptera; Cerambycidae
Gene: Vps16A
Product: vacuolar protein sorting-associated protein 16 homolog
Exons: 15
Coding region: 144-2684 (846 amino acids)
Biological process (GO): vacuole fusion, non-autophagic; endosomal transport; intracellular protein transport
Cellular component (GO): endosome; cytoplasm; HOPS complex
Molecular function (GO): actin binding
Source: RefSeq, a predicted model, not a curated record
AUGACUAGUGCACUAGUGACAGUAACAUGUCAACAAAGAAAAACCUUUCAAUCGAAAAUUUUGUCGGUAAUUUAAUUUUUACGUUUUUAAAUUAGAUAGUAUUCCGCACAGUCUCCACUUAUUGCUGUUAUAAUUCCACAAAAAUGUCUGCAGCAAUGCUAACCGCUGACUGGUUUCUGCUCGGUCGAGAACUUUAUUAUAGAAAAUUUGAAAUCUACUCGAUGGCAUGGCAUCAAGAAAUAAAUUUGGAAAACUAUGUAGCCGCAUCAGCUUCUUACGGAGGCCCCACAGCCCUCCGUAGGGAUGAUAAAAAAUUUGUUAAGGUUCAGGGUACCGGGCAACCGAUAAUAUCGAUCUAUUCUGGCUCGGGAAAACAAAUAGCUUCAUUUAAGUGGACGAGGAGGCCGAUUGUUCACAUGGGCUGGUCAAACGAUGAAAAGUUAAUAUGCGUUCAGGAGGACGGAAUGGUGGUUAUUCAUGAUAUGUUCGGCAAAUAUUUACACACUUUUACCAUAAGUCAGAAGGUGCAAGACGCUAAAGUUAUAGACGCUAAAAUUUUUAUCAGCCCCCAAAACUUCACCGGGAUAGCAGUGAUGACGUCUAACUUUAAAAUAUUUUUGGUACACAAUAUCCAAGAGCCGAAAACUAGGCAGUUGUCUGAAUUACCAAGGUCCACUGUCGAUCCAACUUGUUGGGCAGUCGUUUCUGAAGACAAUAAUACAGAAGUUUUAAUUACCAGAGGCCUAGAAUUAUACAGAUUAAAGCAGGAUGAACAUCAUACCAGUGCUAUGUUGGAACCUGACAUUACAAACAAAUACACGACUAUUUUAGAAAUGUCUGUUUCUUUAAAUGCGCGCCACUUGGCUCUCUAUACGGACUCUGGCCAUCUCUGGCUCGGCUCUACUGACUUAAGAACAAAGUACUGCGAAAUUGAUACGAGCAGCAUCUACAAACCCAAACAACUCAUUUGGUGUGGCAACGAAGCCGUCGUACUCUACUGGGAACGGGACUGUAGCCUCUUAGUGGUUGGUAAAUAUGGGCAGAAGAUGCUGUAUUCUUAUGACAGUUCCGUUCACCUGGUGUCGGAAAUCGACGGUGUCAGGAUAAUAUCCAACAUGCAGCACGAGUUGCUGCAGAAAGUUCCAGAGGUGGUCCAAAAGAUUUUUCGAAUCAACAGCACGGAUCCGGGCAGUUUCUUGCUCGAGGCGUCUAAACAGUUUCAAAAAGGGAGCCACAAAGCUAACGAGUACAUCUGUUUAGUGAAGAACGAUCUGCAGACUGCUGUGAGCCAGUGUAUCGAGGCCGUUGGGUAUGAAUUCGAUACGGAGGUUCAAAAAAUGUUGAUAAGGGCUGCACAGUUUGGUAAAUGCUUCAUCGCCGACAUGAGAUCAGACAGUUACGUAAAUAUGUGUCGGUGGUUGAGGGUUUUGAAUGCCGUUCGAGACCCUAAGGUUGGCAUUCCCCUGACAAUUACUCAGUUAAAUUUUAUGAAGAAGAGGGCGCAAAGCCUACUGGAUCGCUUAAUAACGAGGAACAAUUAUUACCUAGCGUUGCAAAUCGCACAAUAUCUUAAACUGCCGGACAAGGAAGGGAGCAGUCACAUUUUGGUGCACUGGGCAAAGUAUAAGGUUAGUCAGUCUCAGCUAGAAGAGGAAACCGUAGCUAGAGAAAUAGCGGAAAAGUUAGGAUACACUUCGGGUAUAUCAUACAGCGAGAUUGCUAGUACAGCUUCGGAAUACGGAAGAAAAAAAUUGGCAAUAAAGUUGUUAGAUUACGAAUCGAAGGCUAGCGAACAAGUCAAAUUACUCUUAGAGUUAGGAGAGAACACUCCCGCCCUUAUUAAAGCUAUCGAGAGCGGAGACACUGACUUAGUUUAUAUGGUUAUUUUGAAAUUGAGGGAAAAAAUGCCGCUUGGCGAUUUCAAGAUGACGAUUCGAAAUUUCCCCGUUGCCCAAUCGUUAUACAUAAAGUACUGCAAAGAGCACAACACGCAGGCUUUGAACGAGAUUUACAUCCAAGAGGACGAUUUUUCUGCGCAAGCUCAAACUUUCAUACUCGAGAGUCUGGAUGAAAAGAAAAAGCAUAUGAAAGAUUCGUUACUAACGUCUGCCAUGGAGGCUUACAAGAAAGGUAGGAAGGAUUUGUACGCCGGAAUGUGCGAUGAGACUUUGAAGCUGUUGAGGUUCCAGAGGGACAUCGAAGAGAAAUUACCGGCCGCUAAAAACAAACUCGCCGGCUUGUCGGUGCACAACACUUGCAAGUCGCUCUUGGAGAUGAACGAGACCAAGUUGGCUGAAAAAUUCAGAAACGACUACAAGAUUCCAGAUAAAAGAUAUUGGUGGUUGAAAAUAGACAGCCUGGCGCAGCAGAAGGAGUGGGUAGAGUUGGAAAAGUUUUCUAAAGUAAAAAAAUCUCCUAUCGGGUACGCGCCCUUCGUUGACGUUUGCCUUCAGAACGAUAACAAGGAAGAGGCGCUAAAGUACUUGUCGAGGGUCAGCGAGGACUUGAAAGUAAAGUACUGCAUUAAAGUCGGGUGUCUAGAAGAGGCGGCAGAAAUCGCAUUCCAACAGAGAGACAUACAGGGUCUUCUCUACGUACAGAGCAAAUGUAAUUUACAGUUCCCGCAAACGCAACUGAACGAAAAGAUUGGCAACAUGAUUACCCAGUUAGAAUCCAAGAAAUAAUUUAAGAAUAAACGUAGGAUUGUUAUUUAUUUAUCACAUGUAUAAUUUUUAAAAUAUAUUUAAUAAUAAAUUAGCAGGAAGCGUAAGUGUAAACGAGUA